Molecule: messenger RNA, 1349 nt
Organism: Gastrolobium bilobum
Lineage: Eukaryota; Viridiplantae; Streptophyta; Magnoliopsida; Fabales; Fabaceae
Product: nuclear transcription factor Y subunit A-1-like
Exons: 6
Coding region: 169-1218 (349 amino acids)
Biological process (GO): regulation of transcription by RNA polymerase II
Cellular component (GO): CCAAT-binding factor complex
Molecular function (GO): DNA-binding transcription factor activity, RNA polymerase II-specific; RNA polymerase II cis-regulatory region sequence-specific DNA binding
Source: RefSeq, a predicted model, not a curated record
AUUUGUGUUGUUGUUUUUAAUUUCUGGUUCUAAAUUGAGAGAACUCAGGGAGAGAGAGAGAGAGUGAGAGAGGGAGGGAGGGAGAGGAAUCUACCCUUUGAAUUUCCUAUCAGGCUCUGAGUGCCCAAAAUCUAGGGUUUUUUUGUUCUUCACCAGGGAUCUGAAGAUAUGCAGUCCAAGUCUGAAACUGCAAAUCGACUGAGGUCGGAUCCGCAUUCCUUUCAACCUAGCAAUGUUUAUUCUGAACCUUGGUGGCGUGGUAUUGGGUACAAUCCCAUGGCCCAAGCAAUGUCUGGGGCAAAUGCAUCCCAUUCAUCCUCUCUUGAAUGCCCGAAUGGUGAUUCAGAAUCCAAUGAAGAAGGCCAGUCUUUGGCCAAUAGUGGGUUGAAUGAGGAAGAUGAUGAUGCAACUAAGGAUUCACAGCCUGCUGCUCCUAAUCAAUCAGGAAAUGAUGGGCUAGAACACCAAGGGAUGCAGCGUACUUCAUCAUCUGCACCUUCCAUGCGUGAAGAGUGCCUUACUCAGACGCCGCAGCUGGAACUUGUUGGUCAUUCAAUUGCAUGUGCUACAAAUCCUUAUCAGGAUCCAUACUAUGGGGGCAUGAUGGCAGCUUAUGGUCACCAGCAGUUGGGAUAUGCUCCUUUUAUAGGAAUGCCUCAGGCCAGAAUGCCUUUGCCCCUUGAGAUGACGCAGGAGCCUGUUUAUGUAAAUGCCAAACAAUACCAAGGAAUUCUGAGGCGAAGACAGGCUCGUGCUAAAGCAGAGCUUGAAAGGAAGCUAAUAAAAGCUAGAAAGCCGUAUCUUCAUGAAUCUCGGCAUCAGCAUGCUAUGAGAAGGGCAAGGGGUACUGGAGGACGUUUUGCAAAGAAAAGUGACACUGAGGCCUCAAACAACUCAGGCAAGGAAAAGGAUCAUGGUUCUGGUCCAGUCCUGUCAUCACAAUCAAUUAGUUCAUCUGGUUCUGAACCAUUACCUUCUGACACUGCUGAAACUUGGAAUUCUCCCAACAUGCAACAAGAUGCAAGGGGAUCAAAAGCACAUGACAGAUUUGAAGCACCCAAUUAUGAAAAUGAUAGAGGAUCCUACCAUGGACAUAAUGGUAUGCAGUCUUCAAUGUAUACCUCAGGUGAAAGAGUGGAGGAAGGGGAUUGUUCAGGUCAGCAAAGGGGAAGCAUCUCUUCGAAGCACGCUUCACAUAGGCGUGUUACUAUUCAGUAGACCCCUGCAUGCAUGGGGGAUAGAUGCCAAGGUUGGUGGUAUGUAUACUGGAGAUAUAUUUGAUGAAUACCUUGGUUAUCUGUAAUCACUCUUGGCAAUAUAUAUGUCAAGCGGCAAAUCAUUCUUGGCUU